Messenger RNA from Chiloscyllium plagiosum (whitespotted bambooshark), 2581 nucleotides. Lineage: Eukaryota; Metazoa; Chordata; Chondrichthyes; Orectolobiformes; Hemiscylliidae. The record is from RefSeq and is a predicted model, not a curated record.
UUGACUCAAUGGGCUGAAUGACCUGCUUCCACACUGUAGGGAUUUUAUGAUUCUAAGAAUUGCUAGCAUGUGUGUAAGAGAAUGUGAAAUUCAGGAAAUAGGGCUGAGACAGCCUGUGCCUCCAAAACAUGAGUGUAAGUGAAAUCUCUUUUACCCCUAAUACACACUCAUUCACAAAUAACAGUGAGGCAGACAGUUUGACACAAAUGUUGUCGAUGCUAAAAAGUGUAUAGGUGGGGAAGACAGUUCUGUAAUGCAAGUCCAGACAAAAAAAAACUGUUCUCUUGAUCUGCGUAAUUAUUCUCUGUAAUGACAUAUCGUGAUAUCUACAAAUCAAUGGUCAAUCUUUAUUUAAUUGGUUGAUUGUUUUGACCUAGCAUCUUCCCUUUUCCUUUGUUUAAGAAUCUUUUCUUUCAGGUUUCCUGGAUGUUAUUUUCCUACUCUUUCAAGGGAGACAGAGAACACUAUAGAGAAUGGCGACAGAGAUAUGUUGUUGCAGUUGGCCUCCAGAAGUUCCUGUUUGCAUUUUAAUCAACCAUCUGUGUUACAGCACAGCUUAACACAUCAAACAGCUGUUACCAUGCUGAGUUCCCCUGAACUCACAGGAGAUAGUGCAAAUUGUCUGGACACACUGCUAGCAAAUUACCUUCGAAACAGUACGUGGCAAGCAGUCAGUUUCUGCAGCAGGAGGCUGAUGGAAUAAAUGACAGAGAGACCGAGAAGCGUUUCAGAAAAUUUUGAUGCUGUUCCAAUCAAGUUCUAAGUGCUUGCAAAAGUAAAAAUUUCCACUGUCGAUGGAAUGGUUCCAAAGUUGGGAUUACUAGACCCCAGUCAUGUUAUCAAAAACCCAAGGCAUUCUGGUGGAGGAUUUGUCUCUGAAGGAGGAGUAAGUGAACAUGCUGCCCAAUGCGUUCAACUUGUCCUGCAGAAGUGUGAUGGUCACCCUGGCUCAGCAGAAUUGUGGGAAAUGCUAAGGGAAAAUUCUGAAGCCAAGAUCGCACAGAUGGAUGCACAAAUGUCCAAGGCGAACAAAUCUGCAUUUAACAUCUACACGAGAGACCUUCGAAUAAAACAGGAUGCACAUCCACACCCCAACUGCUUAAGUGAUGAUUGGGAGGAGGAUUUUCAGAAACUGCACCAAGCCCAGUUUCAAAAGUGUGUUCAGCAUUUGAGAAACAGGCUGGGCUUAAUGAGCCGAGCAUCUGAACUCAAUCAGGAGAAAGCCACUGCUCUUAUUGCCAAUAAUCCAAUUCCUGACCUCAAUAACCUGGAUGGAAAAGACUCCCCAAUGCGCUUCCUCAGCAGACCUUCAGCCAAGAUUAAAUACCCAGUGAGAAAACAAAUAAUCCUGCCCCCACUGCAACAACUCCAACAGCCAUCUGCUGAUAAUUCAAGAAGCCUCAGGCAGGAGGAGCGGGGAACCCUGCGAGAAAAGGCUGUGGUAACUAAACCUUCAAAGAAGGAAUCAGCUUCCAAUUUAUUGAGGAAGGACUUUAAGAAAGUUGUGAAACCAUCGUACAUCCUGAGUUCCAAAGUGCCACCAAUGAAGCCAAGUUUGAAAGCCUGGUCUCCUGAAUUGCCAAAGAGAGAGACAAAUUUCCAAGCCAUAUUGUGGGAGCCCCAGCUAGGGCAUGCUCUCAGAAAAUGUCAACAUACAGUUUCAGGCAAGAGAAUUUUCAACGUGGUCAGUGAAGUAUCAGCAGGAUCAGUCUGAUCUUAACUAGUAAACCAGAGGAGGGAUAGCAGUGUUGCUUAAUUCAUGUCCCCACAAGACACUGUCAGUGUGAAUCAGUUAUAAGCCCAUUCUGUCCAUCUGGAUACUGCCGGGCUAAUUUCUAAUAAAGUCCUGUUGAAAAGGUGAGGAACAGAGUUAGUAUCCUGUCGAUUGCCUCAAGGAUCAGACUUCAGGUGGCACAGAAUGACACUGCAACCUUUGUAAGCAUAAAGGCCCACUGUGAAAGUGCAGCCCCAUCCCAAUGGUCCAUGACAUAAAACUGCUGCUUAUUAUUACAACUAAUUCUGGAGGUUUACCAAAAAGGCAAGAAGGAACACCCAUUAUUUGCAGGGCUCUGGUGUUGCAGUGGUAGUGUCCCUACCCCUGGAUAGAGAGACCCAGGUUCAAGACCCACCUGCUCCAGAGGUGUGUAAUAACAUUGCUGCCCAACCAGCAGUACUACCUACAACCAGCCUGAAAGUGUUGCCUGCUGAUGGUGGGCAAUUGCAACACUAACAUGUUCAAUUUGCUAACACUGAUAUCCCUCAGCUUGGGAAGCACAAAAUUUGCAAAAAGGAUGGAUAAGACUCCAUUGACCUCUUGUAAAUAAUCACAGUGACUAAUUUGAAGUAGUAAGCAUGUGGUUUGUCUGAUUAUGAUGGAUUUUUCAUGGUUCGUGCCUAGUGAUUGUGUUGUUCUCAUAAAACCACAUGAACACAACCAUUUCAUGCAAUGUAACACUUUUAUGUAUGUAUAAUGUUCAUGUUUGUAUGGUGCAAGCGUAUGUACCAUGUAAUAUGUAUUUACCAUUUUAUGACUACCAUUUUUUGUAUGUAUGUUGGAGUGUUUAUAACAUUUGUAUAUUUG